Dacryopinax primogenitus is the source of this 1096-nucleotide messenger RNA. RefSeq names its product NADP-binding protein. The transcript has 4 exons. Gene Ontology annotation, molecular function: oxidoreductase activity. Bases 32 to 1048 code for a protein of 338 amino acids. The record is from RefSeq and is a predicted model, not a curated record. NCBI's taxonomy places the organism in Eukaryota, Fungi, Basidiomycota, Dacrymycetes, Dacrymycetales, Dacrymycetaceae.
CCCUCUCCGCCCUCCGCCCCUGGGGGAAAAGAUGCCAAUCACACCCCAGUUCUACACCAGCGCAGUACUCUACUUCGUCUUAUCGACGGCUUUGCUCUACCUACUCAUGUCGAGUGACGUGAAGAGGGGGAAGAGGGUGGGGAAGAGGGGAGAGAGGGUGCUCGUUUUGGGUGGGGGGAGCGGCAUCGGCCGGUCCAUCGCCCUCCUCUACGCAAAACGAGGAGCUCGGGUAUGCAUCGUCGCAAGAAGUGAAGCCGGUCUAGAGGAAGUCAAGGGCCAGUGUCUUUCUCUCCUCCCUAAGCGCGGCGCUGGUGAGAAGACCGGAACCACGGAGUCCCGGUCGGGGUCGGGGUCGGGGUCGGGGGCGGGGCCGGAGGUCAUCUCCCUCGUAGGGGACAUCGCGAGUGUGGACGAUCUAGUACGGGUUAGGCAGGCGGUGCAGGACGCAUGGGGAGGACUGGACACGCUCGUUCUCUCCGCUGGGAUCUCCUCGCUCAAAUCGCUGAUGCACAACGCCGGCGUCCAAGGGUCGAACGAGGAUGCCUCCUCCGAAGGGCUCGCCCAUCUACAGGAGAUCGUACGGAACGUGUCCGAGAUCAACUACGUCGCUGCCGCCCUGGUCGCGGGGACGUUCUUCCCUAUGCUGGAAAGGACAAGCAAGCUCGGCGCUGUGAUGCUCAUCUCUUCUUCUGGCGCGCUGAUCCCCGCGCCCACGCGCACGAUCUACGGCUCCACCAAAGCCGGCGCCCUAAUGCUCUACCAAGCGCUCGCGAUCGAGCAUCCCGCCCUACACUUCUCCCUCAUCUGUCCCGGUACCGUCAACACCAAUUUCCGGGCUUCAGCUCCGGACGAGGACGACAAGCCCGAGUUGGAAGAAAAGAAGCUCGAGCCGGAAGAGGUUGCCCAACGGGCGAUUGAGGCUGUUGAUAGUGGAGAGCGACUUGUCAUCAUGCCCUUCCGACACAAACUUGGGCAUAUAUUGUAUAAUUUUGGCGCACGCCGGCUCAUCGAAAACCAGGCGGCGAAGAAGUACAGGUGGACGAAGUGAUACGCUUUUGUCUAAUGCCACCUAUCUUAGGGCUACGAUGACGAUAAU